This is a messenger RNA of Cuscuta europaea, 2419 nucleotides long. The record is from the annotation of a GenBank genome assembly. NCBI's taxonomy places the organism in Eukaryota, Viridiplantae, Streptophyta, Magnoliopsida, Solanales, Convolvulaceae.
AAGACUUUUUAGCCGAACCGGCAAAAGCGAACGCCAAGCCGACCAAGGAAGAACGAAAAAGGAGCGACUCGAUGACCAGUUUGACCACGGACGGCGGACCCUUUGACCACGGACGGCGAACCCUUCACGCUUGGCCGCCUGCGGCCUGCUGCGCUGGCAGUAGUGCCCUGCCCGGCUGCCCCUUUGGCCUUCCCGGCUUUCACCCCUAGGACCCGUUUAGGUUUCAGGUAUGACGAUUCAGUCGAUUGUGCAAGCUGGACCAAAGACCAUAACACAGCUCUUGGACCAUUUCACUGAAAUAAAGAAUCUAAGAGUUGUUAGGGCAAUUCAUGCUCACCUGCUCAUAACAGGGGUAAUAUCUUUCACUCCCACUCUCCAGACCAAGAUUGUAUUUGCGUACACCACAAGCCUUCCUCCGAAAAGCAACCUCCUUCUCUGGACCUUAACCGAUUCUUUGAGAACCCUUAAUAUCAGAAAUCCUUUAAUCUUUAAUUCCAUUAUCUCCGGCUUUUGCGAACACGGCUAUCAUUCACUUGCUUUGCAGACCUUUUCUUUCAUGCACUCAAAUGGUGUUUACAUAGACUCAUACGCGUUGUGUAGCUCCAUAACUUCUGCCUCUUGCACCCAAAAUCUCGAAUUUGGUGAAAAAGCUCACACCUUUACGGAAAAGUCAGGUUGGUUUUCUAGUGUGUAUGUCGCUUGUGCCAUGAUCGACUUAUACUCGAAAUUGCAAUGCAUCAGUAGUGCAGCUUCACUGUUCGACGAAAUUCCCACAAGAAACAGUGUGUGCGCUAAUGCACUUUUGUCCGGCUACACUGAGUGUAUGAUGUGGGAGGAGGCACUUGCAUUAGCCAGAAGGCUGCCUUGUUUAAAUUUAGAGAUGGAUAAUUUCACGUUUUCCGCAGUUUUACGUGCAUGUAUUGGGAUUUCUACAGUUGGAUUGGGAAUGCAGGUUCAUGGAUGUGCCAUUCGUAAAAUCCGUAAUUUGGAAACCGACGUAUUCCUACAAAGCUUGCUAAUUGAAAUGUAUGGAAAAUGUGGGCUCUUAGAAAAGGCUAGACAAGUCUUUAGAAUGACAGCGAGAAAUAGAGAUCUUGUUCUAUGGACUUCAAUGCUUGGUGUUCUUGGACGAAAUGGGAGUUAUGAACAAGUGAUAGCAGUGUUCACAGAAAUGGUAAGCAAGGGAAUUAAACCGGACGGUGUGUCUUUUUUGACAGUUAUCUCAGCUUGUAGCCACACUGGCCAAGUGAACCUUGGAAUGGAGUAUUUUGAAUCAAUGGCUUGUGAUUAUGGAUUAGAACAUAGUCCAGAGCACUACAGUUGUCUGAUCGAUUUGCUUUGUCGCGCAGGAGAGUUAGAAAAGGCAUGGAAAUUUGUAGAAGAGGUUUCCUCCAAAGUUAGUAGGGGUUUCACUGUUUCCACGUGGGGAGCAUUGCUUAAUGCCUGCAAUGAUAGUGGGAAUGUGGAAUUGGGUAAAUUUGCAGCUAAGAAGGCGAUUGAGUUGAAUCCUCAUAAUGAUGGGAUAUAUGUUCUGUUGUCCAACUUAUAUGCAAAGAACAGUAUGUGGAGUGAGAUUGAGGAAGUGAGAGAACACAUAAGAGGAAGGGGGCUAAAGAAGGAUAUUGGCUCUAGUUGGAUAGAUGUUGCGACUUGAAUUGCACUAGUUCUUUGUGCUAAGAAACCAUGACAUGUAAAUUAUGAAGGCCCCAAUUGGCGGCCUUUAUUGGCUUUUUCUUGCUUAUUACACUUGAGCAGAAUAUGAGUGUGUUUGGUAACACAGCAAUGGGCUGAAACGGCAAAUUGGGUGAAACUGUGAAAGUGCAUGAGUUGUGGCUGAAUUGGCUAAACAUGCCACAAAUUCCCAUAUACAUGAAUAUUAUUAUACCACAACAGCUUCAUUCAGCAAUUUCAUAUCACGAUAGCACCACCCUGUGUGCCUUGUAAAUCAUUGGCAUCACUGCAACAUUCCAAAGUCUAGAAGGGAAUACACAAAUGAUUAUUCGUAUUAGGACUGCUUCUUUACGCAACAAUUGGAUUUGUCUAGAGAUUGGGAGUUAAAGUAAAAGUAUUGCAUCAGUUUUUGACAUUUUUGGGAAGACUUGCUCCAGGGUUCUUUGUAAAAUCUCUCAUUUUCGCUGCAAGCUUUUGUGUAACCAUUUUUCAGUAGAGGUUGUGAUUAAGAAGAAAAUGGGUGCCCAAGUACUAGCUUCUAGAUGAUGCCUUUGGUAUAAUCAUAAGAAACUGUUGAACAUAUGGUCAUUAAUUGAGGGUAUGUUUUGAUCCUGGAAAUUGCUAGGUAACGAAUAUAGGGAAUAAAAUAUGGGGCAAAAUUUUAGGCAUCAGGGGAAAUAAAAUAUACAUUUAAACUCAAAGAAUUUAGUUGGAUUGUUCAUUUUAUAUUUUUAUUUAUUUCAUUCCA